This is a messenger RNA of Aspergillus piperis CBS 112811, 817 nucleotides long. RefSeq lists its product as uncharacterized. Bases 93 to 560 code for a protein of 155 amino acids. NCBI's taxonomy places the organism in Eukaryota, Fungi, Ascomycota, Eurotiomycetes, Eurotiales, Aspergillaceae. The record is from RefSeq and is a predicted model, not a curated record. The transcript has a single exon.
GCUCUGAACCUGUUGUAGAUGGCCCUCACGUGUAGCUGCGCCUGCGAGCCCAUCCCCUCCGUUCUUCGUCCACGUUCUUACUUCCAACAUGCAUGUUCUAUCUGAUAUGCUUGCCUUCCCCGGGUGACUCAGUCCGAGGCGUGUGUGGAUCAUUCUACCCAGCGUCUUCAGCGCCUAUCCCCAUGGCCCUGAGGCCUUUGGUCGGGAUCAUCCUGGCCCUGCAAAUGGCGCAGGAGGACCCCUUUCUCUGGGGAGCGGUCGAAAUCUACACUGAUAACCAAGGCGCGCUCCAACGCCUACUCGACCCCGGGAUGCAGUCGGGACAGUUCCUCGUCCGACGCAUCGUCGACCUCAUUGAGGAGCGCCGCGAGCGAGGCGGGACGUCAACUUCCACUGUAUCCCGGCCAACGUGGGGGUCCCUGGCAACGAAUUCGCGGACGAGAUGGCCAAACGCGCCACCGGGUGGCUCCCGGGAGGCGCGACCAACGGCCCCAAGGCACCGCAGGUGCCGGACUACCGGACCCUGCAGUCGUCCGCCAAUGCCUGGAUCAAGGCAUUAACAAAGAAACAAUCACACCGGCACUGGCAGCAUGCGGACCACGGCAAGACCCUCCAACAAUACAUUCCAGAGAUCAGCAAGACACCGAUGCAACUCUACAAGGGAUUGACUCCAGCCCAGCGGAGCGCCCUAUUCCAGGCCUGGACGGAAAAGAUCGGCCUGAACGCGUUCCUACACGUGGCUCGGAAGGUCGAUUCCGUUCGGUGCGAGCGAUGCAAUGCGGCACCGGAAACGGUGCACCAUGUCUUGCUCACGUGC